UGCGGCCGCUCCGGCCCCGACCCCGGCCCUCGGCGGCGGCGGCGCGCACCUGCUGGCGGGGCUCCCCUUCCCGGUGGCCGCUGCCUGGUUCCGGAGCGCCGCCGAGGACCCGCGGCCCGACCCGGACGAGCCCCGGGAGCCGCGCCGAGGACUCGAGGCCCAGCCUGGAGCCCCCCGCGAGGCCGGCGUCGGCCGGGAAGAAAAGAGAGACUGCGGCGGUGCUUUUCGUGUGCUGGGAGGGCGCGGGCCCGGCGCGGUUCGCGGCCCCCGAGCCGUCCCGAACGCUGGACCUCGGGUGGGGGGUGGGAGGGCGGCUGGAAGGCGCUAAGAUGGCGCUGGGCCUGGCCCGUCGCCAGGGCUGGUGGCGCAGUUGCUCGACGGGCGCCAUUUUCCCUCGCGGCGCGGGCGGCGCCUUCCGCGGACGCCGCGCCAGCCGAGGCGCCGCGAAGCCUGGGUCGAGGGGGAGCCGCGAGCGGGCGGCUGCGUUCUGUAGAUGGAGUUGGGGCUGCGGGGGUCUUCCCCUUUCUCGCGGCCCCCAGACUCAAAAAGGCGAGGCCGCCGGCUUGGAGAGGUUGGGAGCUGGGGCCGGCGUCUGGGUCCUCCCGCCAUGUCCCUGGGGCAGCAGGUGGGCCGGGGUCGGGCCUCGCGGGCCAUGGGGGCCCUCCCUGGCGCCGCACCCCCUGCUACCCGAUGGCGGUGAGGCCGUCCUGGCGUCUUCUCUCCUACGACCUGAAGCCGGACGGCUCUGUCCUCCCUGGCUGGGCCGGGGACGGAGCCCUGGGUGUUUUCUUCAUCCUCUUCCAGUUGUUGAGAACGGAGUCAAACCAGGAUAACAAAAAUUGCAGGAAAAGAGUCGAGGACAGUGUCUGCUCGCCCUCCAGUGACGUGGUUCUCCGUGGAUCCCAUAUUUCGUUUGGUUGUAUUUGUCCUGGGAAACCCUGGAGAGACAUUUAUCUGGUUGUCAGGUUGUGGGCGAUUACAGUGAUUGGAAACUGGGUUGCCUAGUAGUAGGUGAUAAGGGUUUUUUAGAACUCUGAUCUGCAAAAGUAAACUCUCUUUAAAGCACCCCUUCUUUCCCUUUCUAAAAAGCAGCCCUGCACUGUUUGCAUAAAAGCAUCCGUUUGUCAUGGAUGAUGAUGAUGACUCGUGUCUCCUUGAUCUUAUUGGAGACCCACAAGCUUUGAACUAUUUUCUACAUGGACCGAGUAAUAAAUCUAGCAGCGAUGACUUGACUAACGCAGGAUACUCUGCAGCCAAUUCAAAUUCAAUAUUCGCCAACUCUAGUAAUGCUGACCCUAAGUCGUCCCUCAAAGGUGUGAGCAACCAGCUCGGAGAAGGGCCCAGUGAUGGACUGCCACUGUCAAGUAGCCUUCAGUUUCUCGAAGAUGAACUUGAGUCUUCUCCGCUUCCUGAUCUCAGUGAGGACCAACCUUUCGACAUUCUGCAGAAGUCCCUGCAGGAGGCCAAUAUCACUGAACAGACGCUGGCGGAAGAGGCAUACUUGGAUGCCAGUAUAGGCGCAAGCCAGCAGUUUGCACAAGCUCAGCUUCAUCCUUCUUCAUCAGCAUCCUUUACUCAGGCUUCUAAUGUUUCUAAUUACUCAGGUCAGACGCUGCAGCCUAUAGGAGUGACUCACGUGCCUGUUGGAGCAUCGUUUGCAAGCAAUACAGUGGGUGUGCAACAUGGCUUUAUGCAACACGUGGGGAUCAGUGUUCCCAGCCAGCAUUUGUCUAAUAGCAGUCAGAUUAGCGGUUCUGGUCAAAUACAGUUAAUCGGGUCGUUUGCUAAUCAACCUUCCAUGAUGACUAUUAAUAACCUAGAUGGAUCUCAAAUCAUAUUAAAGGGCAGUGGGCAGCAGGCCCCCUCCAAUGUGAGUGGUGGGCUUCUGGUUCAUAGACAGACUCCUAAUGGCAACUCCUUGUUUGGGAACUCGAGUUCCAGUCCAGUAGCACAGCCUGUUACCGUUCCAUUUAACAGCACAAAUUUUCAAACAUCUUUACCUGUGCAUAACAUCAUCAUACAAAGGGGUCUUGCACCAAACUCGAAUAAAGUCCCAGUUAACAUCCAGCCAAAGCCGAUCCAGAUGGGCCAGCAAAACACAUACAACGUGAACAAUCUGGGAAUUCAGCAGCACCACGUACAACAGGGCAUCUCUUUCGCCUCCGCAAGCUCACCGCAGGGCUCGGGGGUCGGUCCCCACAUGGCUGUGAACAUCGUCAACCAACAGAACACGAGAAAGCCCGUCACCUCACAGGCCGUGAGCAGCGCGGGGGGCAGCAUCGUGAUCCAUUCCCCCAUGGGCCAGCCUCAUGCACCCCAAAGUCAGUUCCUCAUACCUACAAGCCUUUCCGUCAGUUCCAACUCGGUCCACCACGUCCAGACCAUAAAUGGGCAGCUUCUUCAGACUCAGCCCUCUCAGCUCGUUUCUGGCCAGGUGGCCUCGGAGCAUGUCAUGUUGAACAGGGGCUCUUCGAACAUGCUCAGGACCAACCAGCCGUACUCUGGACACAUGCUCAACAGCCAGAGCACGGCGGUCCAGUUAGUGUCCGGGCAGACGUUCGCUGCCUCUGCAAGUCCAGUCGUGGUCAAUCAUGCCUCUCCUCAGAUCGUCGGGGGACAGAUGCCCUUGCAGCAGGCGUCGCCGACUGUGUUGCACCUGUCGCCCGGGCAGAGCAGCGUUUCCCAAGGAAGACCCGCCUUCACCACCAUGCCCUCGGCGACAAGCCUGUCGGGACCCAGUCGCUUCCCUGCCGUGAGCUCAGCCAGCACCGCCCAUCCUAGUCUUGGGUCUGCGGUUCAGUCUGCGGCAUCAGGAUCGAACUUUGCGGGUGAUCAGCUGAGCCAGUCAAACAGGACUCCGGUAGCGGCCAGUGUGUCUCAUCGUCUUCCAGUUUCUUCUUCCAAAUCUCCCAGCGCCUUGAGUAACACGCCAGGAGCAGGAGCCCAGCAGCAGUUCUUCUGUCAGGUGGACGGACAUUCGGGAGGACAGAAAAGGCCCGCUGCCAAGCAGCUAACGAAAGGAGCCUGCAUUCUCCAGCAGUUACAGAGGGACCAAGCCCACGCUGUGACUCCCGACAAAAGUCAGUUCCGAUCGUUAAGCGAUGCGGUGCAGAGACUGCUCUCCUACCACGUGUGCCAGGGCUCCAUGCCCACGGAGGAAGACCUGACGAAAGUGGACAAUGAAUUCGAAACAGUUGCCACGCAGCUCCUAAAAAGGACCCAAGCAAUGCUUAACAAGUACAGAUUCCUGCUCCUCGAAGAUGCCAUGCGGAUCAACCCCUCUGCCGAGAUGGUGAUGAUCGACCGAAUGUUCAACCAGGAGGAAAGAGCGUCCCUGUCGCGGGACAAGCGGCUGGCCCUCGUGGACCCUGAGGGUUUCCAGGCUGACUUCUGUUGCUCCUUCCAACCCGACAAGGCCGCUGCAGAGCCCCAGUUCUGCAGGAGCGACCAGCACGGCAGCAGGACCCCCAGCUCGCUCCAUCUGACGGCCAAGGCCCCGGGCAGGGACCGAGCCAAAGCCGGCGUGGCAGAGCCUGCGAACCAUGACCAGUUUCCUCUAGUGCCUAAUCACAUCGUGGUCUCUGCGGAGGGAAGCAUUUCUAAAAAAGCAGAAGGCCUCGGCAGAGCACUGAAGUUGGACAAAGCGGGCUUGGUGCAGUACCGGAGCACCUCGGACGAGAAGGGCAGCCGGAGAGAGCCCCUGAAGGCCCGCGAGUGCUCCCCCGGCCCCGAGGGGCCCCGGAAGCCCUCCUGCAGGCCGGAGCCCGGCGCCGAGGGCCCGCUCGCCAGCAUCCUGGGGGAGUCCCCCUCGGAGCUGGCGUGUAACAAUUCCUUCCAGGACAGAACCUUGAGGAGUUCCCCAAAGAGCGACGUUUUACACACGGACGUCAUGAAGGGGUCCGGAGAGCCCCAGCCGGACCUCCAGCUCACCAAGAGCUUGGAAACGACGUUUAAGAACAUCUUGGAACUUAAAAAGGCCGGGCGGCCGCCCCAGAGCGAGCCCGCGGUCAGCGGCUCUGUCGAGUUAGAUUUCCCCAACUUCUCGCCAAUGGCUUCGCAGGAAAACUGCCUGGAAAAGUUCAUCCCGGACCACAGCGAAGGCGUCGUCGAAACUGACUCCAUUUUAGAAGCAGCUGUAAAUAGUAUCCUAGAGUGUUAAUAGCAGCAGCGCCCCCUGCCGCCCGCCCCGGACACGUUCCCUUCCUCCCUGGCAAAAGCAAACGGAACCGGCCUCCUGUCUCCAGCGCGCUUGACCGUUCAUCACAGGUGGUUCUUUCUAAUCUCAGUCCUGUUCCUUGUUUAAGAGCAAUACUCGUCGUGGUCACAGGGAGACCCCUGGAGCAAAACGAAUCCUUGUUAGCAAGCAGUCUGAUAGGCCCGACACAUUUCAAGUGUUCUCCAAGUGCUUAUGGUCAUUUUUUAAAUUUAUUUUAUUUUAGUUUAUUUUUUUAAACACUGUAAUUCAAUGAAACCACAGUAUGCCUGGCCCUGGGUAAAAUUUUGACAAUCAUAAGUCAUUUGAAAAAUACAGACUUAUUAAAGAAAAUCAAACAGCACUGAUAGAAGCUACUUUUUAAAAGAAUAUCCCACUGCAUCUCCAAAUUUAGCCUUUGGGGUUUUUCAGUUUUGUUCGGUUUGGUCAUCUUGACGGUUUUUUUGUUUGUUUUUUGUUGGGGGAAAGACCACGUGACUCUUCUCCCCAACCCCUCACCCCCACAGCUGGCUCUGAGCAGUUAGUUGCUGGCUGCUGGCGGCCCCUGUGGCCCCUCCCGGGAGGAGCCAGGAGCAGGGAAUCCGGGCCCCCCCGUGGGUCAUUGCAGUGCUCCCCAUGCUUUCCAGCAUCUCCGCGCUGACCUCGGGCUAGGGAGUGCUCCCUCCUUUGUUGCCACAGCAUGCUGUGAGAUCCUUCCACCAGGCUAAGGAAAGGCACAAAAAACGAGUUGAGUGGCGCAGUGUUCGGGGAGGCCGGGAGAGAGCCAUGAGGAUUCCAAUAUGUAUAUAUGUACAAGCAUACAUAUAUGUGAGCUACCGAGAAAAAAACACGAGUUUUGCAUUCUCUAAUUGGACGUAGCCAACAUCCGAUGUCUGUUUCUGUUUGUCGCUGGGUUCUGUUUCAUCUGACCUCUCUCCGCACCCUCUCCCACAACAAACAGCAGCGCGUGCGUUUGAACACUAUGUUGUAAUUUUUCAGUUUAAACUUUAAGCGGACUUUGGCCCUGUUUAUGCUUCUUCUUGUCUGCGAGCAGCAGCCGCCCCCGGCAGUAAUCAUUACCAAAACACAGACAAACCAAAGGUUACCAGCCAGCCCACCACUGAGAGGCAAGAUCUGAGACACAGGAUUCCCCUGAGAGCCAAAGGAUGCGCCCUGGCAGGGUUCAUGUUCAAGGGCCCUGUUCCCAUCCGUGAACAUCCCGGAGAGCUCUAUUGUUUGUACUUCUUUUAAGGGAGCUUUCCCAGGUUCCUUCCAUCCCAUUUCCGUUGCUACUUCCAUUCUCCAUGUUGUUGUCACCAUCACUUACCUCCUGUCACUGGGAAGGCUACCUAACAGUAUCUCAUGUGCUCCCUCCCCCCUCGAGCGUGGGCGCAUGUGUCUGAGCUGCGCGGACCCAGAGGCCACUUGGGACAGCGGGUACACACUCACUGGCCCUCUCAUCUAUUCUGCUUCUCCCCUGGCUUUAGAGCUGUACCCACCGGUCUCCACCUUAGCAUGUUGCCAGGAUCUGCUCUGGCUGUCCCCAGAUUGGGGGCACCCCCCAUUGUCAUCACGUUGGGCGUUUCUUUUCCAGAUUGGCCUACGAUGGAAAGGAAGGCUUCUGAUGAUAGAAAACAAACAGCAGCACAGAGCUGCCCCUCCCUGCCCCUCUGUCCCACCACGCAGAGAGGCUCGGUGAGACAGCCGGACUGCAUCGUAGCAACGUCCCUUCCUCCCACCCCUGUGCCCGGCUAAUAGAUAUCGGAAAAUCUGGGCCAUUUUGAGGUUACCAUUUUUUCCUUGUUUGUGCCAAUGUCCAAGUUGCAGGUUUCCCCUUUACCCUGUAUUGUAACAUAUUAGAAAGAUAAGUUGGUAUUGCCAGUUGGAAUUUUCUGUUUGGGCAGCCCUGGGGUAACACCCCGCCUGAACCCCGUGAUUUCAUAGGCUCUUCUCUUAGGGUUCAUGCUCCCCUAAUUCCUAGCAAGACCUAAAGAUGGUCCCUCCUGAUCAAAUGUUUCUCAUUGUGGAAUUUGAUGCCCAGAAGCCUUCUCAAUAGGCUGCUUGUGAAAUACAUGAAUUAUUGCGAAUCAGUGGAAUUCUUAAGAGACAAGAUAAGAUUGAUGUACAGUUGUCACUCAUCUUUGUUCCCAGCCCUGCCCUGCCCUGCCCUGCCACCCCAACCCUCGCUUUUCUAUACGCCAUCUUAACAGAGUUUCUAACCACAAACACUUGUCUAGCAAAUGGAGAGCCUAACUUACCAAAAUGAAACUUGUAAAUUUUUGUGUCCUUGUGUGUCAGUUUACUUUUUAUGGAGGAAAGACUUUAGAUAAUGACAAAUGAAGAUUACAAAAUGUACUUUACUCCUGUGAUUAGGUUAUGCGCACAUGGGUCAUGGCUCGCAUGUGGAGCGCCCUCUGGUGGAGGGUGAGAGAGCUCAGCCUUGGAUGGCCAGCAUCCAGUUGUUCAGGUUCAUUAGUCAAAGUUAAGUUUAAAACUACUUGUACUCAAUAACAAAAAUCAUUUUAUUUCUUUCUCUCUCUCUCUUUUUUUUCUGUUGUUGUUGUGGAAAAGUGUGAAUUUGUUUUAUUAAGCAUUUGAUUUUCUGUGUCCUUAAGUACUGCCUAAAGAUAAAGCAAAUUUUAAACUGGCAAUUACGAAAAAGAAAUAUUUUAGCUCUGAAGAAUUUAGUAGACUCUGUUAGAUUAGGGAGGCCUUACAGACUGACUUGACUUAAAUAAGAGGACGCGUCACUCGCUGUCAGUGUGGUGUGGGCUUUAUUUGCUUAAAUACCUUCAUUUGUAUAGUAUGUCUCACUUGAAAUUGCUUUGUAUACAUUUUGUAAAAAUAUUUAUAAAAUGUUUUGUAAAAAAAAGUAUAACAAAUUGCAGUUUAUUUUGUUAUGUUGGAUAAAUACUGUUAAAAGAAACCAGUCAGUAACUAUAUUGUUAAUCCAUGGUUAGGAAAUGUUUAGUUGGAGAUUACAAAAUGAAACAACCAUUGCAAUACAGCCAAAGAUUUGGGAAAAUGUGCAA
Molecule: messenger RNA, 7224 nt
Organism: Oryctolagus cuniculus (rabbit)
Lineage: Eukaryota; Metazoa; Chordata; Mammalia; Lagomorpha; Leporidae
Source: RefSeq, a predicted model, not a curated record